UCAAUUUCAUCGGCCUCACUCAUCCAUCCCGGUUUGACCUCUGAGAUUUGUGUAAUUCCUCCAUGGCAACUGCUCUGCUUCGGAGAACCAGUAUCAUUCACAAUGCCCGCCGCUUCAAGUUCCCUAGCUCAUGGUUUCUCAGUGAGCUGCUGACUCAGCAUUUUCCGAUCGAUAAGGCUGUGAAUGAAAAUGCUAUUCGUAGAGUUUCAAAGGGUGUUUCAUUUUACUCCCAGGUCGCUUCUGGUGGUGGAGUCCCAUCGUAUAUGCGGGGAGCUGUAUUCUGGGAAUUUGGAAAGCCUCUCUCUAUGGAGGAAUUCCACAUCCCUCGCCCCAAGGCUGGAGAAGUUCUCGUUAGAACUAAGGGUUGUGGAGUAUGCCACUCUGAUCUCCACGUUAUAAAAGAUGAAAUUCCUUUUUCCAGUCCUUGCGUGCUGGGACAUGAGAUAACUGGCGAAGUUGUUGAACAUGGCUCUCUCACAGACAAUAAAACAAAAGAAAGGCUUCCCGUUGGAUCUCGAGUCGUUGGUUCCUUCAUUAUGCCUUGUGGCAACUGUUCUUACUGUUCAAAGGGGCAUGAUGAUUUAUGUGAAGCUUUCUUUGCUUACAACCGGGCAAAAGGAACCCUCUAUGACGGUGAAACUCGGCUGUUUCUCCGCGGCAGUGGAAAACCAGUCUACAUGUAUAGUAUGGGAGGGCUUGCGGAAUACUGUGUUGUGCCCGCAAAUGCGUUGACCGUAUUACCAGACUCAUUGCCAUAUACAGAGUCUGCAAUACUAGGAUGUGCCGUCUUUACUGCAUAUGGUGCUAUGGCCCAUGCAGCUGAGGUGCGUCCAGGGGAUUCUGUUGCUGUUAUUGGAACGGGAGGUGUUGGUUCUAGCUGUUUGCAGAUUGCUAGAGCAUUUGGUGCUUCUGAAAUUAUUGCUGUGGAUGUUCAGGAUGAAAAGCUAGAGAAAGCAAAAACAUUCGGCGCUACUCACACCGUGAAUGCAGCACAAGAAGAUCCAAUUGGAAAGAUAAUUGAAAUAACUGGUGGAAAAGGUGUUGAUGUUGCUGUGGAAGCCUUGGGAAAGCCGCAGACGUUCUCCCAGUGCACACAAAGUGUGAAGGAUGGAGGAAAAGCUGUGAUGAUUGGACUAGCACAAGCUGGUGCUGUAGGACAAAUGGAUAUAAAUCGUCUUGUUCGUAGAAAGAUAAAAAUUAUCGGAUCGUAUGGAGGUAGAGCAAGGCAAGAUCUUCCUAAGUUAGUCAGACUGGCAGAAACAGGUAUCUUCAAUCUUACCAAUGCUGUUUCUAGAAGAUACAACUUUGAGGAGGCAGGCAAAGCAUUUGAAGAUCUCAAUCAGGGAAAAAUUGUUGGACGAGCUGUCAUUGAGAUAAGAUAAUCUUGUUUUACAUUGCAUUCAAUGCUUUGUGGCUAGAAUUCUGCUUCUCGCCCGUAAUGCAAGGAACUGGUGGCCUGAGAACACAUGAUGGAUAUUUUUUGCUCACAUUCUGCUCAUCUGUACUGAUAACAGUUCCUAAUGGCCAUGAUGUGUUCAAAACACUCAAAUAAAAUGAAUAUUUUCAUGUCACGUCUGGUUCAUUUUGUCGAGAUAGUUGCAUUUGGAUAUCUCAAAGUUAAAUCCUACGGAUUAAAGAUAUUAUAAUGGCUGAAGUCCUCAUAAUUGACGUCUUAUGAAUAUACUGCAUUCAUGCAUUGUGCACUACAUGAAUAAGUAGUCCUGCAUUUUCUGUUUAACUGAGUAAGAAAGCAUCGGGGCCCCUCAUCUUCUCUUGUAGGGUCUAUCCUGCAUGCAGCCAGGGAAAAGAAGGACAAAGGGGAGAAAAUAAAGAAAAAAAUAAUGUCCACCUCCUUUUGGGGCCGCAGCCCUUCCCUUGGAUGCUCUCCAUCAUCCUUUUUUCCAUGCAGCUCAGCACCCACAUACACCUGUUCUUGCAAUUUUUCAGCUAUUGCGUCAGCGAGUUCCCUCAAAGGAAGCGUGCCUGCCAAAACAAAAGCUCAUUCAUGGAGUGCAAUACACACACAAUGCAAGCAUUUUGAUGAAAAUCCAACAAGCUGCAUAGUCCAGCACACUUGGAUCAAACACAACGACUCAUUAGUUUUGCACAAAAUAAAUACCCUUCAAUAAAAACCCAACAGAUUGUAUAAUCCAAAAAGACUUGAAUCAAACACAACUGUUUGUUUGUCA
Molecule: messenger RNA, 2189 nt
Organism: Neltuma alba
Lineage: Eukaryota; Viridiplantae; Streptophyta; Magnoliopsida; Fabales; Fabaceae
Product: alcohol dehydrogenase
Exons: 9
Coding region: 63-1382 (439 amino acids)
Molecular function (GO): oxidoreductase activity
Source: RefSeq, a predicted model, not a curated record